Molecule: messenger RNA, 2052 nt
Organism: Saxophila tyrrhenica
Lineage: Eukaryota; Fungi; Ascomycota; Dothideomycetes; Mycosphaerellales; Extremaceae
Gene: DUR3
Product: urea active transporter
Exons: 7
Coding region: 1-2052 (683 amino acids)
Biological process (GO): urea transmembrane transport; putrescine transport; spermidine transport
Cellular component (GO): plasma membrane
Molecular function (GO): urea transmembrane transporter activity; spermidine transmembrane transporter activity; putrescine transmembrane transporter activity
Source: RefSeq, a predicted model, not a curated record
AUGUCGACCACGCCACCGUUGAGCAAGGCUACAGGAUAUGGCGUCGUUGUUGGACUGGGAUUCCUGUUCGCCUUUGGGAUGAUGUUGACGACUUUCGUCCUGAGGCGGUAUAACAACGAAUUACAGACUUCUGAAGUGUUUAGCACCGCAGGGCGCACAGUCAAGUCUGGGCUAGUCUCAUCAGCAGUUGUCAGCUCUUGGACUUGGGCUGCGACACUGCUUCAAUCGAGCGCAGUGGCAUACCGGUAUGGAGUUAGCGGCCCGUUUUGGUACGCUUCCGGGGCGACGGUGCAGGUCAUCCUCUUCGCAAGCCUCGCCAUUGAGCUGAAGCGGAAGGCUCCGAACGCUCACACGUUCCUGGAAGUCAUCAGAGCACGUUAUGGAGCAGCCACGCAUGGUGUAUACAUCACGUUCGGGCUGAUGACCAACAUCCUGGUAACGGCCAUGCUUCUGACCGGAGGUGCUGCAGUCGUUGAAUCGCUCACGGGAGUCCCAACGGCGGCAGGCUGCUUUCUGUUGCCCAUCGGAGUUGUGCUUUACACGAUGUUCGGUGGUAUCAAAGCCACGUUCCUGACAGACUACGUGCAUACCGUGAUGAUCCUCGUCAUCAUCUUCAUCUUCGCUUUCACAGCAUAUGCCGUGGGUAACGAGCUAGGAAGUCCGGGUGUUGUCUACGAUAAGCUUGUUGCUGCUGCUGAACGCCAUCCCGUUCCUGGCAAUGCGGAGGGCUCAUACUUGACCAUGCGGUCUCAGGAAGGAGCCAUCUUCUUUGUCAUCAACUUAGUUGGCAACUUCGGCACCGUAUUCAUGGACAAUGGAUACUACAACAAGGCCAUCGCAGCAAGCCCAGUCCAUGCGUUGCCGGGCUACAUCGCCGGCGGCCUCUCGUGGUUUGCCAUACCAUGGCUAUGCGCUACGACAAUGGGUCUUUCGGCUUUGGCGCUUGAGAAUAGCCCAGUGUUUCCGACUUACCCAGACCGCAUGGCGCCUGCAGACGUGACCGCAGGCCUCGUACUUCCUGAUGCCGCGGUAGCUCUGCUAGGCAAAGGGGGAGCUGCUGCCACAUUACUACUUAUCUUUAUGGCGGUUACAUCUGCAAUGUCCGCCGAACUCAUUGCCGUGAGCUCAAUCUGGACAUAUGACAUCUACCAGACUUACAUCAAUCCGACAGCAAGCGGCAAGAGGCUCAUCUACAUGUCUCACACCUCAUGCGUUGUUUAUGCCAUAAUUAUGGCGUCCUUCAGCACUGGGCUCUACUAUGCCGGAAUCAGCAUGGGAUAUCUGUACCUGAUGAUGGGCGUGAUCAUUUCCGGAGCGGUGCUGCCAGCUUCAUUGACGCUGCUCUGGGACCGACAGUCUUGGGCAGCUGCGACGUUCAGUCCGCCGUUGGCCCUGAUGUGUUCUCUGACUGCUUGGCUCGUCACCGCGAAGAAGGAAGGUGGAAGCCUCUCUGUGGACAGCACUGGUGCCAACAACCCAAUGCUUGCUGGCAACGUGGUCUCCCUGCUGACACCACUAAUCUUCAUCCCAAUCCUGUCAUUCGCUCUGCGCUCACCCAAGUACGACUGGAAGAGCAUGGCCGCCAUCCGCCGCGCCGACGACGAAGACCUCGCCAAUGCUGCAAACAUGGACCUCGAGCAAGUGCCGGGAGAGAACGGCCGCACGGACGAUGUUGAAAUGAUGGAGCAGCAGAAGCUGCGCCGUGCAUCGAAGAUCGCUAGGACGCUCACGGUGGUGCUUACGCUGGCUUUCCUCAUCCUCUGGCCGAUGCCCAUGUACGGGUCUGGCUACAUCUUCAGCAAGUCGUUCUUCACCGGAUGGGUGUCCGUGGGGAUACUCUGGCUGUUCUGCUCUUCUUUCUGCGUGGGACUGUACCCACUCUGGGAAGGAAGACAUACGAGCUCCAGGACUCUCAAGGCCAUUUUCAAGGACAUUACCGGUCGAGGAAAGCCCGUCACUCACGGCAGAGCUACGAUGGCGGAGACUGCUGAGGUGGAGGAGAAGAAGGAUCAGAAGGGGGUUGAGACGCCGCCAGAGAAGAGCGUCGAAUAG